Messenger RNA from Branchiostoma belcheri (Belcher's lancelet), 1341 nucleotides. RefSeq names its product zinc finger protein 84-like. The coding region runs from base 1 to 1191 and encodes 396 amino acids. Gene Ontology annotation, biological process: regulation of transcription by RNA polymerase II. The transcript has 2 exons. Lineage: Eukaryota; Metazoa; Chordata; Leptocardii; Amphioxiformes; Branchiostomatidae. Gene Ontology annotation, cellular component: nucleus. The record is from RefSeq and is a predicted model, not a curated record. Gene Ontology annotation, molecular function: RNA polymerase II transcription regulatory region sequence-specific DNA binding; DNA-binding transcription factor activity, RNA polymerase II-specific.
AUGAGAACCCAUACAGGAGAAAAACCCUACAAGUGUGACCAGUGCGACUAUUCUGCAGCACAGAAAUCUGACUUGAACAUCCAUGUAGCAAAACACACCGGUGAGAAACCCUACAUGUGUGGGGAGUGUGGGUACAGGACAGCUCAAAAGUCUGACUUAUCUAAACAUAUGAGAACCCAUACAGGAGAAAGACCCUACAAGUGUGACCAGUGUGACUAUUCUGCAGCACUGAAACACAAUUUAGACCAACAUCUAGUCAAAUAUACUGGUAGGAAACCCUACAUGUGUGGGGAGUGUGGGUACAGGACAACUCGCAAGUCUCACUUAUCUGUACACAUGAGAACUCACACAGGAGAAAAACCCUACAAGUGUGACCAGUGUGUCUAUUCUACAACAUGGAAAUCUGCUUUGGAACAACAUCUAGCAAGACACUCUGGUGAGAAACCCUACAUGUGUGGGGAGUGUGGGUACAGGACAGCUAGAAAGUCUCACUUAUCCCGACAUAUGAGAACCCAUACAGGAGAAAAACCCUACAAGUGUGACCAUUGUGACUAUUCUGCAGCAUGGAAAUCUGCUUUGGAACAACAUCUAGCAAAACACACCGGUGAGAAACCCUACAUGUGUGGGGGGUGUGGGUACAGGACAGCUAGAAAGUUUGACUUAUCCAAACAUAUGAGAACCCAUACAGGAGAAAAACCUUACAGGUGUGACCAGUGUGACUAUUCUGCAGCAUGGAAAUAUGCUUUGGACAAACAUCUUGCAAAACACACCGGUGAGAAACCCUACAUGUGUGAGGAGUCACAGAAAUCUACUUUGGCCCUACAUCUAAUGUCACACACCGGUGAGAAACCCUACAUGUGUGGGGAGUGUGGAUACAGUACAGCUAAACAGUCUGACUUAUCCCGACAUAUGAGAACCCAUACGGGAGAAAAGCCCUACCAGUGUAGCUAUUCUGCAGCACGGAAAUCCACCUUAGAUGAUCAUAAAGCAAGACAUACCGGUGAGAAACCCUACAUGUGUGGGGAGUGUGGGUACAGAACAGCUUACAGGUCAGACAUAUCCAAGCAUAUGAAAGGUCAUACAUCAGAAAAGCCCUACAAGUGUGACCAGUGUAGCUAUUCUUCAGCCUCUAAGGCUGCCCUAACUCAACAUAUGAAAAUUCACACGAAGGCACCAACUCCGCAACUGUGACCAUCUCGUAGUGGCAUCAGUAUUGAUAUCAAUAGAGACAAACUAUACUGAUGAGAAGAUUUUGCGUACACAAUUAUUAUAAGUUAAACUUUUGUCUAAUAUUCAGCUCUUUAAACUUGGAUUGUAGUGAUUAGCAGAAGUGUAAAAUGA